AUGCCAAAAUUACUGCAAACCUACUUUACCAAAAGUUCUAAACAGUUUUCUUGCUGUAAAUUAUGUAAAAAACAAGUUAAAACAUCAGGAAAUACAACUAACUUGUGGUCCCAUCUGAGAUCUAACCACAAAGGAAUUUUGGGGUUAGGUUUACAGACACAUUCAAAACCUCAAGUAAAGGAAGUAAUUAUGGAAGCUGAAAAAUCGAACGAACCUGAAUCAGAAGUGGAAAAAGAAAUCGAUGUUUCCUCGCAGACAGAGACGAACUCAAUAGAUUUGCAUUACAGUACAAAAAGUAAAUCGUUAUGUUCGUCCAGUUCCAGAAACGAUUCUCGCCUAAGUUUUGGUCAAAGUCCUACUCCCAGUCUCAUGCUGGCUGAAACAGAAUCUAUUCCAUCAAUGUUUAAGAAUGCAACUGAUUUUCAAAGUGGUGGUAGAAAAGACAGGGCUUUCAACGACGCUCUUGUAAACUUAAUUUGUAAGGAGAACUUACCCCUAUCGUUUUGUGAAUCUGAGGCUUUUAAAAAAUUUUGCAAAAUUGCAGCGCCACUCUACAAAGUACCAAACCGGAAAAAAAUUCGUGAAAUGAUUGAGGAAAAGUAUAAGGCUGUGUCAGCUUUACUUCGCUUGAAAAUUUCUACUGUCCAACAUCUUUCAUUAACAACUGAUAUAUGGACUGAUACUUACAAUAAUACAAGUCACAUGUCUCUUACAUGCCAUUUCAUAGAUGGUAGUGAAUUUGAGUCGGUGGCGUUAGGAGUUAAAGAAUUGCAAGACAGGCAUACUGCUGAUUAUAUAAGUGAGAUUUUACAAUCAAUGUGUGAUGAGUGGGGAAUCGAGAAACAUCAGGUUAUGGCUGUUGUAACCGACAACGGUGCCAAUGUUUCUAAAGCUGUGAAGGAUUUAUUUGGGCGAGACAAACACUUACGCUGUUUUGCGCACACUUUAAACUUGGUUGCUGUAAAGGCAGUGGAAGAAACAAAGGAUUUACAUGCUAUAAUUUUAGAGGUUAAAGAUAUUGUAAAGUAUUUUAAACAUUCAGUUGUAGCAUCAGAAAAAUUAAAAAGCAUUCAGGCUCAAAAUAAAUCGAAGAAAAUAAAAUUGAAACAAUCUGUGCCAACACGCUGGAACUCUACUCUAGAGAUGUUGGCGAGAUUUGUAGAACUAAGUCAUGAUGUAAGUGCAGUAUUACUAAGUUUUCACAGUGCACCUCGUAUGAUUUCUGCAUACAAUCUUCAAGUACUAAGAGAAGUGAUCGAUAUUUUGAAACCAUUUGAUCAGCUGACGAAACAGAUAUCAGGUGAAAAAUAUAUUACAGUCAGUUCUAUACUGCCAAUGAUAAGCUGUAUGACCAAAGCCACAGCUGCCAGAACUCCUAUGGAAACAGUAGGAAAAAAUUUUCAGGUUGCCAUGUUGAAUUCCCUGGCACACUAUUUUAAGGAUGCCGAAAGCAACUACUUGCUAGCCAUUUCUACUAUACUUGAUCCACGAUUUAAAAGGCUGCAUUUUAAUUCGCCAUUAGCUUGUUCACAAGCAAUAUCUCACAUCAAUGAGACCCUACAAGAUAUUUCGAGAACAAAUAAUGAAGGGGACAAGCAUCAGUUACAAGAUAGGUUAGUACAGACUGCUAACAGUGACGAUAUCUGGAGCUUCCACACCUGUCUAGCUGCAAAGCAGACAGGCACUGAAACGCAGGGAGACUCAGGUAGCUUGGUUACAGACUUAAAACAGUACUUAAAUCAAAAUUUGUUAGACCAUAAAUGCUGCCCCUUAAAAGAAUGGGAACAUUUGUCUGCCAUAUUUCCAAAUAUGAAGAAGCUAGCAGACCAGUAUUACUGUAUCCCAGGAAGCUCUGUUCCGUCGGAAAGAUUGUUUUCUAAAGUGGGUCUCAUUAUGACGACGAGACGAAACAGGCUUGCAAGCUCAAUCCUUGCAAAGCUAACGUUUUUAUCAUCCCUCUCCGAGAAAUGGUUUAUUACAACAUAUUAA
Molecule: messenger RNA, 1989 nt
Organism: Centruroides sculpturatus (bark scorpion)
Lineage: Eukaryota; Metazoa; Arthropoda; Arachnida; Scorpiones; Buthidae
Product: zinc finger BED domain-containing protein 1-like
Exons: 3
Coding region: 1-1989 (662 amino acids)
Molecular function (GO): protein dimerization activity; DNA binding
Source: RefSeq, a predicted model, not a curated record